UUCCUCCCUUAUAGACAUCCACUAACCCAGCAGAAGCAGGCUGCAAGUCUCAACUCCAAAGCAAGAACCUGACACGAACGGAACUCAACAUCACAAUGGGACCUUACAGGACUUUAACAUUACCGCUUCUCAGUUUUUUGGGAUGGACGCUGAUCUCUGCCUUCAACCUGGACAAAGAUAAUGUUAUCAAGAAAACGGGAGAUAAAAACAGCUUGUUCGGUUUUUCCCUGGCCAUGCACCGACAACUCCAACCAUCUGAUAAAAGAAUGUUGCUGGUUGGUGCCCCAAGAGCUAAAGCAUUGUCCAAUCAGAAGUCACAAAUUACGGGAGGCAUGUACAACUGUGACAUAACUUCUACCAGUCAGUCAUGCCAACGAGUAAUGUUUGACAAUGAAGAAAACCUGUCGGACGAAAAUAAGCAAAACCAGUGGAUGGGAGUUACUAUACAGAGCCAGGGACCUGGAGGAAAGAUAUUGGUCUGUGCGCAUCGCUACCAGCGGCGCUUAUUUGUGGGCGCACCUCAGGAGCUGCGUGACUUGACAGGUCGUUGCUAUGUACUAAGCCAGGAUCUGACGAUUAAUGAAGUCUCAGGUGAAGAUGGAGGAAACUGGAUGUUCUGUAAUGGGAGAAACAGAGGACAUGAGCGGUUUGGUUCAUGCCAGCAGGGUCUGUCUGCCACAUUCACAAAGGACUAUCACUAUAUGGUGUUUGGAGCACCGGGUGCUUACAACUGGAAAGGAGUGGUGCGGAUGGAACAGAACAACAACUCUCUGUGGGACCAAAAUAUUUUUGAUGACGGCCCAUUUGAGGUUGGAGAUGAAAACCGACUUGAUCCAGACUUGGUGCCAGUACCUGCUAACAGUUAUUUAGGUUUCUCUCUGGACUCUGGAAAAAUGCUGACCAAGAGAGGUCAGUUGACUAUAGUUGCUGGGGCUCCAAGAGCCAAUCACAGCGGGGCAGUUGUGCUUUUAAAGAAGGAAGAAGAUAAACCUUCCAUGUUGACGGCUGAGUACAUACUAGAGGGUACUGGACUUGCCUCUUCCUUUGGUUAUGACCUUGCAGUGCUUGACAUCAAUAAAGAUGGGUGGGAUGACAUUGUAGUCGGAGCACCUCAGUACUUUAUUAAAGACGGUGAUAUCGGUGGGGCCAUCUAUGUUUACCUAAAUGAGGAAGGGGCUUGGGACAAGAUCACCCCCAAGAGAAUUGAGGGAGCCGCCUAUUCCAUGUUCGGUUUGGCUGUGGAAAGCAUGGGAGAUGUGAACCUGGAUAAAUAUGGUGAUGUUGCUGUUGGUGCCCCAUAUGACAACAAUGGAGCUGGAAACGUAUAUAUCUUCCACGGUUCACCUAAAGGCCUAAACAGAGCCCAGGUUCUUGAAGGAAAAGAUCACAAUGUGAAACUCUUUGGAUACUCUCUUGCUGGGAAUAUGGAUUUGGACAGAAAUUCUUACCCUGAUCUGGCUAUUGGAUCUCUCUCUGAUUCAGUGUUUGUGUACAGGGCACGGUCAGUUAUCAGCAUUGAAAAGACUGUCACCACCACACCAAAGGAGCUAGACCUCACUCAGAAAAACUGUGGGAACACUAUAUGCCUUGAAGUGGAAGCCUGUUUCAAAUUUUCAGCCAACCCCAAAACCUACAAUCCUACCUUGAAGGUGGCAUACACUAUCAGGGUUGAAUCUGAAAGGAAGACACUUAAUCUUCCUUCUAGAGUCCUCUUCACCCCGGGCUCAAUCAAUGAGGAUGAAAGCAAAGGGAUCGUAGAGCUCAAGGGUCAGGGAACAAAAAACUGUGUUAAGAGAACCCUCAAACUGCAGGAAAAUAUAAAAGACAAACUGAGAGGUAUUCCCAUUGAAGUCUCUGUGGAGAUCCAGGGCCAAUCCUCACGCAGGAAAAGACAGACUGCACUCCCUAACCUGCUUCCCAUACUCGACUCCAACGAAGAAGCCAACACUGUCACCAAGGUUCAAUUCAUCAAGGAAGGAUGUGGUUCUGACCAUGUAUGUCAGAGUGACCUGCAACUAAAGUAUAAAUUCCACACCAGGGAUCCAGGGAACAGAGACAAAUUUAGUCCAUUACCUGAAGAAAAGGGAGUUCCGAUGCUUGCUUUUAGCGAUCAGAAGGACAUUGCCCUGGAGCUCAAUGUGACCAACCUGGGUGAAGAUGCUUAUGAAGCACAGCUGACUGCCUCGUUCCCCAAAUCCCUCUCUUAUUCUGCCGUUCGCACUAUAUCUAGUGGUAAACCGAUCAACUGUUUAGCCAAUACAAAUGGGUCACAAGCUGAUUGUGAACUUGGAAAUCCAUUCAAAAGAAAUGCUGAGACACGUUUUUACAUCAUUCUAAAUACGGGAGGAAUUUCUUUGGAUACCACUGAAAUUGAAAUUGACCUCAAUCUCAAAACGACAAGUGAACUGAACAAGACACAAGCAGUCAAAGCCAAAGUCAUUGUUAAGAUUCAACUGCUUUUGUCCCUCACAGGGGUAGCUAAGCCAUCUCAGGUCUACUUUACUGGAAAAGUUAAAGGAGAGAGUGCCAUGAAACUGGCAACUGAUGUUGGCAGUCCAAUUGACUAUGAAUUCAGGGUUACAAACUUGGGCAAACCCCUUAAGUCGUUCGGCACACUAUCUAUGAUUGUUCAAUGGCCUAAGCAUAACUCCCAAGGCAAGUGGCUGCUGUACCUCAUGAAGAUUACCUCAACUGGUUUAGACAGCUUCAGCUGCUCCAAUCCAGAAGAGGUCAACAAACUCGAUUUGAAGGAGCUUUCAGUGUCACGAACUAAACGUGAAAUUGUGGAAACUCCGGCAAAGGAGGGAACAGCCUCCCUUUUAACUGACAAGAGGAAAUACACAGUUUUGUCCUGUGAGGAUGGUGCGGAGUGUAUAAAAUUUAAAUGCCCUCUAAUAGGAAUGGACAGCAAUGCUGUCAUUAGCCUGAGAGCUUACCUUUGGAACUCUACCUUAUUGGAGGACUAUGAAAAAAUGAACUACAUUGAUAUUAUUGUCAAGGCAUCACUCGAUUUCAAGACCUCAGCUUCAAAUAUACGGCUGAAGAAUGAGCCAGCACAGGUGCGCGUUACUGUGUUUCCCGAACACAAAGUAGCACAGUAUGGUGGUAUGCCCUGGUGGGUCAUUCUGGUGGCCAUUUUACUAGGACUCCUCUUGUUGGGACUACUGGUCUUCCUGCUUUGGAAGUGUGGUUUUUUCGGCAAAAGCGGCAAAGACGGUAACGAACCUGAAAAAGAGAGGCUGACUUCAGAUGCGUAAAGAGAAACUGACAGAGAACGAGAACCUCUUUCUUAGGUGUGGAUUUUUCAAACGUUCCAAGUAUGAUGACAGCGUACCCAGUUAUAACGCUGUGCGGAUAAAGAGGGAAGAGAGGGACUAUAUGCCGGGGAAAGAGGAAAUGGAUCCUCCGGAGAAGAAACAAUGGAUGACUUCUUGGAAUGAGAAUGAGAGCUACUCAUAGCUAAAUGCUAAACUGAUUGAAACCAAAGACUCCCUUCCUAAGGCCUUUAAUGCUUACUUUUGCACACACUGAUAUUUUCUUGUUGUUAAUAUUCCAUCAAAACAUGAAAGGAAACAUUUGAGAUUUAAUUCUCGGGAUAGGGAUUUUUAAAGAUUGUAUUACAAAAUAGUGUCUGGAAGACUAUAGUGAACAAGGAUAGAAAAAAAUAGGUUUUGUUUUAUAUUGAAAUUUGCUUUCGUGUUCUACCCCAUUUCAAUAUCAUAUUUUAAAUUCACUUCAACAAUGUAUAUACAUUUUAUGUAUUUAUUCUCAACAGAUGUUUCUGUUGUACAAAGGCCAAAGAUUUUUGUUUUAUGAAUGGCUUGUGUGGGCCAGAACUUUUUGAUAUCCAGCUGCCUGGAUGAAUGUAAAUAUUUGUGUCUUUGGAAUGUUUUUUUUUUUUCUAUUUGUUGCUUAAUUGUUAAAACCAGUCAGGUACAUAUUUCAUUUUCAUAGGCAGGUUUUCACUGUACUUCAACUACUACAACUGGGACAGAUUUUAUUAGGAACUACUUUGUUAUAAUCAGAUGUUUGAUAUAAUAUCAGUUGACUGCUACAAUCCAUUAUCAGAUCAGCUUUUAAAGGAUUUUUUUACCUUUUGAAGGUCAUUUAAAAUUAUCUUUGUAUAAAUGUGAAGUUGCUUUUAUUUUUAAAAUCAGCAUCUGUUGGCAAAGCAAAUGCUCAAAUAAUGGAAAGUAUUAAUUCUGUUUUUUUGCAAAGUGACGUUGAAUUGGACAGUUGUAUUGUUUAAAUUUUAGCCACUUAAAAAUGUAUUAGCUCACACAAAAUUGACACUGAAGUAAUGAAAUUGAUUAUUAGAGAUUAGUUUUCAUUUUCCAAAUAAACAUUUUUGCUGGUCUUAAAAUUGACAUAAGAGGUGCAAAUUUUUGAGUUAAACUUGGCAAAAACAGUACAGUGUUUUAAGGGUUUUGUCAGCUGUGAAUCUGGAUAGAUGGUGUUGCGGAAAACUGACAGGUAAAGAAGCUGUGAAGUUUGACAACAUGUAGUCACUGAUGAAAUAUGAACAAAAAAAGCAGAUACCUGAACAGAAGGUGCACUCUUUUAGAAGAAAAGGUACAAAAGUUAUCAUUGGUACCUUUUCAAAAGAUACUAAUAUGCACCUUAAUGGUACUAAAAUGCAGCCUUUAGGGGUAAGGUACAAAGGUCACCAGUGACAGCUUUUGUACUCUUUUGCUCAAAGUAUUUAGACAAAUCAAGGUUGAACUACACAACAUAAUGGCUCUGAUACUUAGGUUGGAGUGAUGAGCACAGAUGGGCAUAGUGUUGUGAAACGGGCGUUAACUUGUGUGCUGGACAGGGACAGAAACUACAAUCUUUCUACAUUCUUGGAAUAAGCAAGGAUUAAGUUCCUAGCUCUUAAUGUAAAACUCUUAAUGUUGUUACCGAAAAGUACAUUUACUUGUUACAUGUGUUUCUUUUAAGUAAUAAUAAAAAAAUGCAUCUUC
Ctenopharyngodon idella (grass carp) is the source of this 4964-nucleotide messenger RNA. RefSeq names its product integrin, alpha 6b (gene itga6b). Gene Ontology annotation, cellular component: integrin complex; external side of plasma membrane. The transcript is spliced from 26 exons. NCBI's taxonomy places the organism in Eukaryota, Metazoa, Chordata, Actinopteri, Cypriniformes, Xenocyprididae. Bases 96 to 3257 code for a protein of 1053 amino acids. The record is from RefSeq and is a predicted model, not a curated record. Gene Ontology annotation, molecular function: integrin binding. Gene Ontology annotation, biological process: leukocyte migration; cell adhesion mediated by integrin; cell-cell adhesion.